ACAAGACUAUGCGUACUGUAACUUGUUUUCAACCUCGUUACACCUCCGCAGAACAUCAUCUACGAGCCACUGGCACUCAUUGUAGUUGAAGGUUGGAGCCUAUCGGCAUGUCAGCGAGUUCGAAUCCCCAGUACAAUGAACGGUUCUGUGCCGCGGACGCAGACAUCACGGUCUCUUCGUCGGAUGGGGUACUAUUUAGGGUGCACAGGAACAACUUGGGGAUGCACUCCGACAUAUUCCCCGGCAGCGAGGCAGACGCCGUCCCUGUGCGGAACGAGGUUGUUACGCUGACAGAGAAGGCGUCGACGCUGGAACUACUGUUUCAGUUUAUGUACCGUCAGCGGCAGCCCGACCUGAACCAGGUGAGCGUGCAAGAGCUGGUGUUGUUAGCGGAGGCCGCAGAGAAGUAUUGCAUUUACUCGGCGAUGGGGGUAUGUAAGAUCUACGUGCGGGGGGCAAUCCCGGCAAUUCCCAUGCAGGUCUUGGUGUAUGCUGCAAGGCAUGGGUACAACGAUUUAUGUGAUGAGGCUGCUCAUUGCACCGUCGACAUUGACGCCGCUGUCGCUAUGAGAUAUCUGGACGACAGGAUGUUCCGGAAGUGGAUUCUAUAUCGCGAGAGUCGGCUGCAGUUUCUACUCAGUUUACACCGUCCAUGGACAUCGGUAACUCAGCAUGAAGGGUUCGAGGGCGAAGACUGCGAUUUGUGGCUGCCAUUUAUGGGCGAGGUCCUGCAAGAAUUCAGGUCGCUCUCGAGCGUUAACGGCGCGAAUGCGAUCUUCAACAAGUAUCGGGGGAUGCUGGACGAUUGUCAUGACUGUCAAGUGCAGCUGCGGGAAUGGGAGAAUAGGAUUAUGGCCGUACAAUACAACAAACUUCUGCCGAAUUUCACGUCAUUCGGCCCCUGAACUGUGAUUACUGAUAUGCGCAUCAUAGUGAAUUUACGAGUCUAUUGAAGCCACAGUACUCGAUGUCGGAU
Molecule: messenger RNA, 976 nt
Organism: Rhodofomes roseus
Lineage: Eukaryota; Fungi; Basidiomycota; Agaricomycetes; Polyporales; Fomitopsidaceae
Exons: 4
Coding region: 108-905 (265 amino acids)
Molecular function (GO): protein binding
Source: RefSeq, a predicted model, not a curated record